Molecule: messenger RNA, 3621 nt
Organism: Sphaerodactylus townsendi
Lineage: Eukaryota; Metazoa; Chordata; Lepidosauria; Squamata; Sphaerodactylidae
Gene: TANGO6
Product: transport and golgi organization 6 homolog
Exons: 18
Coding region: 170-3406 (1078 amino acids)
Biological process (GO): protein secretion
Source: RefSeq, a predicted model, not a curated record
CGCGCGCUUCCUCCUGACCUUUCCAACAUGGCGGCGCCAGCCCCUUAAGGCUCGGACCGGACCUUCUCAAGAUGGCGACCUGCAGCGGCGACACUCCCAAGAUGGCGGCGCGGGCUGUGCUGCCGGACUCGCCUGAGAGGGCGGCCUGACGGCGGGAGGAGACGCUGCCAUGGCCGAGAUCCCGACGCUGCGGCGGGCGACGGAGGCGCUGGAGCUGCUGUUGUGGGCGGCCGGGGCCGCGGGAACAGCUUCAGAGCCCCUCCAGGCAACCCAAAGUGCAGCUCUGCUGGAAUCCUUGAGCUCUCGUGUGGCUGCUUUGGAGGAGAAGUUCAGUCAAGACCCUGAGUGGGGUGAUCUGCGGAGGCUGAGAGCGGAGAUCCACGAGGAGGCGCGGUGGGCUUCCCCUUGCCAAGACACGGCCUGGACUUUCACUGCCCAAGUCUUGCUCCUACUGCUGUGCUUGAAGAGGUGCAUGGUUCUCUUAGCGGCUGGCUACUGCCCACCUCCGCCAGACCCCAAGGCGGCUGAAGCGGCUCCCCCUCUGAGCCCUGACACCCUCAGCAUCUCUCAGGAGAAAACUGUGCAGGCAGCGCUGCAGCUGGUGACCACUCUGGGCCUUUGCCCGUAUCUUUUGCCAGGUGUCGGCCUUUCCCUGAGACACAGGACAGAGUUCAGUGCACUGGUUCAACAAGUGGUCUCGCCUGGUAGCCUUUCCAGUGCCAUGCGCCGGCUUUAUGCCUCCUGCACCAUCCUACUGGAGAUCACACAGCACCCGUCUCUGGGCAGCCUCAUUCUCACACGCCAUCUUGGCGAUCUCCUGGCGGGGCUGUGCCAGUUGGCCUUCGUUCCCAUGAGGAGGAAAGGUGACCAAAUAAAAGCGCAGGAGGAGCGGACGGGCCUGACGGAAGAGGAGCGUGCCCGCUGCAGGGAGGCGUUGCAAGGCCUUUUGGAUCGAGUUUACCAGCCGCUGGUGGUUCGAGAGCUGCUGAUUCUUCAAGGAGGGUCCAAACAGGGGUCUUAUUCUGAUGGGCGUGAGGGUGAACAUCGUCUGGCUCCAGCUCCUUCCUGGCUUCGGCGUCUCUGUGGGCAGCUGCUCUCCGAGAGGCUGAUGAGGCCUGGGGGAGUUCAGGCCGUGGUCCGUGGCAUCCUGGAGGGGGCAGGAGCUGGUGCAGCAGGGGGCAGCAAUGCCGAGGCAGCGGUGGCCGACUGGCGGAAGUGUGACUCGGUUGCCAGGAUCCUUUCGUCUUGUCCUCAGCAGUCCCUGUCUUUAGAAGAUUACUACCGGCAGGUGUGCCCCCAGAUUCUGCAGCUGCUUCUCAUUCGGGAUCAGCUUGUCGCCCGGCAGUUGCAGAGAGUCGCAGUCACAACGGUGCUCACCAUGACGAGAGAACACCCACAGAAGGCAGAGGCGCAUCUCCUGGGGCCCCUGCUGGAACCGCUCCUGCGCUGCCUGGACGGGACAGAGCUGUCUCUGGAAGACCUGCCAGCAGGGACAGUGCUGGUAAAGGAGGAGGAACUCACGAGCUGUGUGGAAAGCAUCUUUAAGGUGUACGUUGCUGAGCACGAUCCUUCGGCCGUGCUGCUGGGCUCCUUACGGCCAGUGCUGGGAGCCAUCUUCUCCCUCUGCUGUUUCACCAAGCAAAACGUCUCUUUCUUGCGCGGCCCCUGCCGGGAGAUCUUGCUGUGGUUCUUGGAGAAGAGUGAGAGGGAAGCGGCCCUGUCCGACCUGGAGAGCCUGGCACGGCUGGGAGGGGCCGCCCGCUUCCUCCACCCGCUUUGCCACUUUCGGGUAGCCAGCGAAGGGGGUGCCGUGAUCGCCAUCCGAGAGGCUGCCAGGGACGAAGAGGAGGAGCUCUAUCAGAAGGUUUCCUCCGAACAGUGGCAGCUGGAGCAGCUGGUGGACUUGCUGACUGGCAGCCCCGAGAGCGGCCUGGCCGGAGACUUCUUGCUCCGUUGCUUGAAGGAACUGACGCAGCUGGCAGGGCAAGGGGAUCCCAAGACGGACUCUGUUUUACUCUCGUGCAAGAGUUCAGUCAGUCUGGAUCAGUGCUGCAACCAGCCUCUCGAACCCCAAGAGAGACAGCUGCGUGUGCUGCAGCUGGUGGCCAUGCUGUGCGAAAGCUCCUCGCAAGCCCUGUUCACAGACGUUUCACAGGUUGUGGAGUUUGUGGCGGCAACCUUGCAGCGGGCCUGUGUGAGUGGAGGCGCGGUGGAGGCCCAGACCCUGAGCAUGGCCAUGGGGUUAGUGGCUGCCAUCCUCGGAGGGGCCGUGCAGCUGAAGUCGGCUGACUUUGUGACCUUGAAGCAACUGGUGCCCCUGCUGGAGGAGGUCGGUCGCCUGCACCCGGAGCCUGUCAUCCAGGAACUGGCCGCUGACCUGCGCAUCGCUAUCUGCACGCACGGAGCCUUUUCCCCCGAGAGCGUCUGCUUGGCGGCUCAGAACACUCUGGGCAAGAGAGUUGCGGGGGAGACGGUGGGCCAGGCGGAAACUGGCAUAAGCCAAGAGCCCCCAGAGCGACCACCAGGGAAGGCAGCUCUGCCCCAGAUGCCAGAAGAGAGCAGAGCAGCCGUCGGUCCUGCUCCCUCGGCCCCUGGAAGGCUUGCGCCUGGGUGGACAGUUGCAGACCAUCUCCCAGGCUCCCCAGCCUUGCAGGAGCUCCUCUUGUCAGCUUAUGACCCUGACAUCCCCUCACGGGCCGCUGCCUUGCGCAGCCUUUCCCGCUUGAUAGAGCAGAGGGACCCCGAGGCGCUGAAGAUUCAGGAGGAACUGCUCAAGGUUUUUGUGGAAGGCUUGGACCACGAAGAUUCUUUUGUCUAUCUUUCUGCUAUCCAAGGUGUGGUUUUGCUGUCGGAUGCUUUCCCCGAAGAAGUUCUGCCCCCCCUGCUGGCCCAGUACCAGCGCGGCCCCCCAGGAGCCCGGAUGAAAGUGGGAGAAGCGCUCAUGCGCAUCACGCGGGGCCUGGGAGACUUGGUUUUCUCAUAUAGAGACCGUUUGAUCCACGUUUUUCUGCAAGGAGCAAGAGAUCACGAUGCCACCCUCCGAGCCAGCAGUCUGUCCAACCUGGGAGAGCUGUGCCAGAUCCUUCACUUUCAACUUGGCUCCGUGGUUCAUGAGGUGACUUCAUGUUUGGCAGCCGUCGUGAAGUCUGAUGGCGAGGUGGAAGUGCGGAGAGCAGCGGUCCAGGCAGUGGUGCUUCUGCUGCGUGGCCUCAGCGAGAGCGCCACCCAGGUUCUCCAGGACGUUCUGCUAGGACUGUACCGCCUGCUGAAGUUUGUGGUGCAGUGCGAGCGAGACGAGGUCACCGUGCUGCACGCACAGCUGGCGCUGGAGGAGCUGGAUGCCAUCAUGAGGCGCUUCCUGUUUCCACCUCAGUCCUUGGAGAAAAAGAUUGUGAUCCUCCCUUAGACAAGCAGGAGGGACCAGACGGGGGGGGGUGUGUGUGUGUGUGUGUGUGUAUGUGUGUGUGUGGAGGGGGUUGGCCUUGCAGGCUGGGGUGCCGGAUGUCAGAGCAGUUGGUCUGGAGCUCUGCUCCUGCGGCCUCUGUUUGGGGCACGGAGUGGCAGCAACGUGGUGGCUACUUCUGGUAUUGACUACAGCAAUAAACAUGACUGAGAAAACCA